AUGAGCGAUGGUGGCGGCACGUCGUCGGGGUCGGAAGAUGUGUCCUGGUUUAAGAAACCGACCACCACAACGGAGAAUGGCAAUGGCGGUGGGGCGACCGGGGGGGCGGCGGGAAAGCGGUCGGUUCGGCCGGCGCAAGCUCUGGCUAGUCCUGCCUGGCUACCAAAGAACGACGCCGCCAAGAUGACCCCGGCUCAGAGGACGAAAAACGUGCAGCGGGCGAAGGAUCAGCGGCAGAAAGCUCGCGGCAAGAACAAAGGGGGUGGGGGUGGGGGGAAGCGGAGAAAGGCUGGCGAUGGUGACAGCAGUGGUAGCGAUGAGGACUACGGCGCCGGCAGGUCGAAGAGGGCGGCACGAAGGGCGGGGGGGGGAGGCGGAGCUGGCAAGGGCAAGGGGGGCGCCGCCGCGGGGAGAAGGGGGGCGACGCGGAAUCGUCACGGAGACGACGAUGAGAGCGAGGAGAGCUGCGAGACCGGAGAUGAUUCUGAUGAAGAAAGCGAGGGUGAGUUCGAUGACGGAGACGAUAGCAGCGACGAAGACGACGGCAGCGACGACGAGCCCGAGCUAACCGACGCCAGCAGCAGCAACGGCGACAACAGCAACAACCCCAACGAGGAGGAGGGAGCAGCGCAGCAGCAGUCAGCGUCCGCGGCAGCCGCCGCCGCCGUCCACUCCCCUACCCUAGACGCCAACGCGGCGGGCAUCCUGGCGAUCGCCGAGGCGGACGACCUGGCCAAGGUGCAGGCAAGGGCGAGGGCUAAGGCCAAGGCCAAGGCGGCUGGCGAAGCGGCGGCGGCGCAAGGCGAGGAGAAGAAGUCGGCGGCGCGGGGAGGGGGCGGGGCCAAAGCUGUCGUCGUCGUCGAUGAUGACGACGGGGUGGAAGUCACCGCGGUCAAGGCGGCCGCCGCCGGGGUUUCCGGUAAGGGACCGUCGGGGAGCGGUGGGAAUGAGCAGGGGAAGAAACGGCGGCGGGUUGUCGAUAGUGACGAAGAUAGCAGCGAUGACGGCGGCGGCGGGGGCGAUGUAGUGGAAGUGGUAGUGGCUCCGCCUACGAGCAAGCCCAGCAAGAAGGAGAAGAAGAAAAAGAAAAAGAAGAAGAGGCACAGCUCUGGAUACGACGACGAUGGCAUGGACGGCUCCGACCGCGGGUCCGACAGCGACGCAGACGAAGGAGCUCGCGCACGAAAGGUGCUGUCGGAGUGCUCGGCCCUCUCCAAGAAGCUCGCCUCGGUAAUCUCUACCUGGGCGGGCACUACCACCACAACCGCCGCGGAAGAAGGGGGCUCCGCGGCUGGGGCAGGGGGGGGCAGGGGGGCGCUCGAGAUCUGCAGCCUCAAGGGCGGGGGGAAGGCGGUGACGACUAACGAGGAGGUUCAGGAGGCGUGCCCGGGGCUGAAGCUGAAUCCGUAUCAGCUUGUCGGGGUGAACUGGAUGUGCCUCCUGAGAGACACGAACGUGAACGGGGUGCUGGCCGACGAGAUGGGUCUGGGCAAGACGGUGCAGUCCAUCGCCUUCUUCGCCCUCCUCAGGCACAGGAGGAAGGGGGCCCCGCCGAGACGGCCGCAUCUGGUCGUGGUCCCCAGCUCGGUGCUGGACAACUGGGCCAGCGAGCUGGAGAAGUUCUGCCCGGCGCUCGACUUUGUCAAGUACCACGGCUCUCAGAAGGAGCGGGCCGCCAUGAGGCACAGCCUCAACCGGGUGGCGUCGGACGCCGAUCGGGAGGCCAUGCCCGACAUUAUCCUGACCACCUAUGUGGUCUGGGAGCGGGAGAGCUCGGCGGACGACAGGGCGUUCUUGAAGAGGUUCCGUUACGACUACAUGGUGCUGGACGAGGGCCACAGCAUUAAGAACAUCAAGUCCAGCCGGUUCCAGCGGUUGAGAGUCGUGGCCGCCAAGCACCGUCUGCUCCUCAGCGGAACCCCCGUUCAGAACAACCUCGGGGAGUUGCUGGCCCUUCUGUCUUUCCUCAUGCCGGAAAUAUUCCGGAGCGACGUGAUCGAGACGCUGCUGGAGUUCCUGGGCAACAACGCCGACGAACAAGCGUCCUCCUCUUCUUCUUCUUUCCAGGUGCGAGAGGUGCGGGGUAUGCUAGCACCAUUUGUGCUCCGGCGCCUCAAGUCGGACGUCUUGAAGCAGCUCGUGGCCAAAAACGAGAGCCUCGAGAAAGUGCCGCUAUCGAAGGUUGCGAAGGAAGUGUCGGGCUAUUCGGACUUCGACCUUCACCAAGUGUGCUCAGGGUUCGACAGCCUCAAGCACCUCUGCCUCUCGGAGGAGACUCUCUUCACCUCGGCCAAGAUGGAGAGGCUGAGGGCGCUGUUGCCGCAGCUGGUGUCGGAGGGGCACCGGAUACUGCUCUUCUCGCAGUGGACUCGACUCUUGGACCUGUUGGAGGUGCUCCUGGGAGAGUCGAUGGGGAUGACUUUCUGCCGCCUGGACGGCUCCACGCCGGUGUCCGAGCGCAAGGCGCUGAUCGACAAGUUCGGCGCGGACACGAGCAUCCCCGUGUUCCUCCUCAGCACGAGGGCGGGCGGGCUGGGCAUCAACCUGACCGCUGCGGACACGGUGAUCUUGCACGACGUUGACUUCAACCCGGAGAACGAUCGCCAGGCGGAGGACCGAUGUCACCGUAUCGGUCAGACCAAGCCGGUAACGGUGAUCAGGAUGGUUGCGGCGGGCACGGUGGACGAGGACAUCUAUCUCAUGGGGGAGAGGAAGAAGGAGGUGAACCAGCGCGUGCUGAACGACUCGGGGAAGAAGGGGGAGAAGGACGCCGCGUCUACGAUCUCGGGUAUUCUGAAGCGAGCGAUCCAGGUACACGUCGGAUCUCCGCCGUAGCGAGGAGUGUCCAUCACACCAGUGCAGCUGCCAGAGAUAGAAUUUCCGCGCCCUGCCGACUAUCGAGGACCACAACUCUACCUCUGGCAGCUACAAGCUUAGCCUGCGUGUUGCAGAGAAAAUGUGGUUUGGAGCACUGUGUUCGGCCAGCCAGAGUGCCGCGUGCUACGUACGGGGACGCGACGAUGGGAGAACAAGACAAUUGUUGUACGAUAGAGCCAGCCCCCUGGUGCCAGUGACUUAGCCGUGUGGCGUGAACCAGGAGUCUUCUUGGUUUCGAAGACGAAUGGUUGGGCGCCGCGUUUUUUUAAGGAUGCGCGGACGAAACAUCUUUGACCAGCAACAUUACAAUUGCACACAAGUUUAUCUACUGUCUGCGUUCAAAGUACGGGUGGUGGUCUUGUCUGGAGAGGUGUUGUUCCGAAAGAGAGGCGUUUUGCAAAGAGCGUUUCGCGCGCGCCGGAAAAAAACAUUUUAUUUUGCGCGCGUUGAGCUUGCCGCGGUCGGUUCCUCGCAGAACAUUUUGGCAUCAUGAGGGAUGUUCUCCUUGUGCGGGUGUUCUCGAGAGGACAGACACGCCUAGAGUAUGGUGGCGUGCGCUGAUGCGUAGAGGAAGCAUCGAUGCCCGU
Molecule: messenger RNA, 3464 nt
Organism: Ectocarpus siliculosus
Lineage: Eukaryota; Phaeophyceae; Ectocarpales; Ectocarpaceae
Source: the annotation of a GenBank genome assembly